GGAAGGCAGUGGCAAGAUGGCGUCUCUGGAUCGGGUGAAGGUCUUGGUGUUGGGAGACUCAGGUGUUGGGAAAUCUUCUCUAGUCCAUCUUCUAUGCCAAAAUCAAGUGCUGGGAAAUCCAUCUUGGACUGUGGGCUGCUCAGUGGAUGUCAGAGUUCAUGACUACAAAGAAGGAACCCCUGAAGAAAAGGCCUACUAUAUAGAAUUGUGGGAUGUUGGAGGCUCUGUGGGCAGUGCCAGCAGUGUGAAAAGCACACGAGCAGUAUUCUACAACUCUGUAAAUGGUAUUAUUUUAGUGCAUGACUUAACAAAUAAGAAGUCAUCCCAAAACUUGUAUCGUUGGUCACUGGAAGCUCUCAACAGGGAUUUGGUACCAACUGGAGUCUUAGUGACAAAUGGGGAUUAUGACCGGGAACAGUUUGCUGAUAACCAAAUCCCACUGUUGGUAAUAGGAACUAAACUGGACCAGAUUCAUGAAACCAAGCGCCAUGAAGUUUUAACUAGGACUGCUUUCCUGGCUGAGGAUUUCAUUGCAGAGGAGAUAAAUUUGGAUUGCACAAAUCCACGGUACUUAGCUGCAGGUUCUUCUAAUGCUGUCAAGCUCAGUAGAUUUUUUGAUAAGGUUAUAGAGAAGAGAUACUUUUUAAGAGAAGGUAAUCAGAUUCCAGGCUUUCCUGAUCGAAAAAGGUUUGGGGGAGGACCACUAAAGAACCUUCAUUAUGACUGAAUCACACUUAGCCUCUGGAAGAGUGGGCAAACAGUGGCCGUUUUUCACAGAUCUCCUCUUGCUGUGUCAAUUAUUAACAUCGCAGCCUUUUAAUGAAAUCAUCUUAAAGUGCUACCUUCAGCCUCACCCUGGAAUGGAAAAAUGAAAAGGAGUGACAACGUGGGAGGUCCAGACUUUUUCCUGGUUCCCUCUGUUCCUCACCUUCCUGUCCCUGUUUAUAGAUUAUGUAAAAGCCUUGUGGAAAUAUGAGAUAUUGUCAAAAUGAUGUAGUAAAUGAGCAGUGUCAGAGUACUGCAGAGAAAAUGUCCUCUUGCCUAGAACUGGAGGGUUUUUAUGGCUCUGUAAUUUCCCGGUUCUCAUUGCUGAAGGCUUAAUUAAGUGCUUCAGAAAUGUAUCUCUAUUGUUUUACCUUCUUGAGGGGAAAGGUUAUGUUAACCAACCCUCAGUGGUCCACCCCAGUAAUCUCUCAUUUUCAAAGAAGCAAAGUGGUGUUAUUUAAUUGUCUCCACCCUCAUCACACACACCGGUGCCUAAUAAUAGCAACCCUUUCCUCCCUCUUCUCUCCUUGGCAAAUAGCUUGGUGGCUGGAAGAGGUGGAAGAAGAGCUGGAGUUAAAUAUAAAUAACAGAUUAAUAAUACAUAGGGAGCAGCAGGCACAGCAAAGAAGACUCCUAUGAGACACUGACAGCUCCUGCUCUCCUCAGGUUGCAGCUGUCUGCAGUUCUCUUCCUGUUUUCUGUCUGGCAAUAGGUAAGGUGAAAUCCGAGCCCUGCACAAAGGCAGGAAGAGAGAUUGACAGCCUCUUCAGUGCUUAUGUUUGUGAAGGAAGAGGCAACUCCUGAAAUGCCCCUUAACUGUACUCAGUAAAAGUAUCAUUCCUGUGUCAACAAUGUAUUUAUGAAGAAAAGUAAAAAGUUCCACAGCAGCACAUUUACAUGAAUUAUGAACUAGGAUUCUUGGAUUUCAUAAUCACUCCAAAGCUUUUGAGGGGUAGAGAGAGAGAGAGAAAGAGAGAGAGAUCAUCAUUACUUUUGUUAAAGCUUGUGUUUUUUGCUUGUUUAAUUUUCUUUGCCCCAGUUGUUCCUUGGUGUAUAAAUCUGGUUUUAAAAAACGAAUGUACUGCCUUCUUCAACACUUUAUCACCCAUACUGACUCUGGCCUUGUUGCAGAUCUCAGCACUCCUGUUUUUGUUCUAUAUUAAA
Messenger RNA from Lepus europaeus (European hare), 1929 nucleotides. It is a transcript of the gene RABL3, whose product is annotated as RAB, member of RAS oncogene family like 3. The transcript is spliced from 8 exons. Gene Ontology annotation, molecular function: GTPase activity. NCBI's taxonomy places the organism in Eukaryota, Metazoa, Chordata, Mammalia, Lagomorpha, Leporidae. Gene Ontology annotation, biological process: intracellular protein transport. Bases 17 to 727 code for a protein of 236 amino acids. The record is from RefSeq and is a predicted model, not a curated record. Gene Ontology annotation, cellular component: endomembrane system.